AUGUCGGUGGAGACUAAGAUGGUGCUGGUGUCGGAAAUAAUGGUGUUGGUAUGGGCAACGGUGGGAAGGACUAGUAACUGCAGAAGAGUGGUGAGCAGAUACAGCACAGCUGCUGCCACUGAGGAUCCUAUUACGCCGCCUGUGAGUGUAAAAUAUACUCAGCUUCUGAUCGAUGGAAAAUUUGUGGAUUCUGCAUCAGGUAAAAAAUUCAAAACAUACGAUCCAAGGACAGGAAAUGUGAUUGCAGAAGUUGCUGAGGGUGAUGCUGAGGAUAUUAAUCGUGCAGUUGCUGCUGCUCGCAAAGCAUUUGAUGAGGGGCCUUGGCCUAAGAUGACUGCUUAUGAAAGGUCAAAAAUUCUGUUCAAAUUUGCUGAUCUACUUGAGCAGCAUACUGAUGAGAUAGCUGCUCUUGAGACUUGGGAUAAUGGCAAGCCAUAUGAGCAAGCUGCUAAAGCCGAAUUACCAAUGUGUGUUCGUCUAAUGAGAUAUUAUGCUGGAUGGGCUGAUAAGAUACAUGGUCUAACUGUUCCUGCUGUUGGACCAUAUCAAAUGCAAACAUGAUCGAUUGGAGAAAGAUGGUGGGUGGAAGUGGGAUUGGAGACAUGAAGGAGACACAAGACAUGAUCGAUUUUCUUUUGCUCUAUUUUUUUAGUUUUGUUUGUUUUUUUUUGUUUUUUUAUUUAUUUUUUUUUGACAAAAGAAACAGCUGAAAAGUCCAUGGCAAACAGCAAAUAUGAGUAUGUUAAGUCCUUUGAAGUACAAAAUUAUGUUGCCAUGGUCUAACUGUUCCUGCUGUUGGACCAUAUCAAAUGCAAACAUGAUCGAUUGGAGAAAGAUGGUGGGUGGAAGUGGGAUUGGAGACAUGAAGGAGACACAAGACAUGAUCGAUUUUCUUUUGCUCUAUUUUUUUAGUUUGUUUGUUUUUUUUUGUUUUUUUAUUUAUUUUUUUUUGACAAAAGAAACAGCUGAAAAGUCCAUGGCAAACAGCAAAUAUGAGUAUGUUAAGUCCUUUGAAGUACAAAAUUAUGUUGCCCACUCUGAUGGUUGUUGUCAUUGAUGGCUGGAAUAUUCGAAGGUUCUCUGAAGCUCAUAAAUUUGAGAAGCCUCGUGAUAAAAAAGCCUUGGAGUUGAUGAGUUCAUAUGCAAAUGCUGUCAUGGAGGAAUACACUGACAUAAUAUUUUCAUACGGAUAUAGCGAUGAAUUUAGUUUUGUAUUAAAAAAGGAGUCCAAAUUAGUUUUGUAUUAAAAAAGGAGUCUAAAUUUUACCAGAGACGUGAAAGGUUUGUGGUUGAAUCUACAUUCAGAUGUUAGUACCUGGGAUUCACAAAUUUCCUUGUUGACAUACUGAUGUUUUAAUUGCUGUUUCAUAUUGCUUUA
This is a messenger RNA of Chenopodium quinoa (quinoa), 1378 nucleotides long. RefSeq names its product aldehyde dehydrogenase family 2 member B7, mitochondrial-like. The record is from RefSeq and is a predicted model, not a curated record. Bases 1 to 561 code for a protein of 186 amino acids. Gene Ontology annotation, molecular function: aldehyde dehydrogenase (NAD+) activity. The transcript is spliced from 5 exons. NCBI's taxonomy places the organism in Eukaryota, Viridiplantae, Streptophyta, Magnoliopsida, Caryophyllales, Amaranthaceae.